AUAUUCUUUCCAAGUUCAGUUACCAAAUGCCUAAUUAAUUCUUUUAAACAAAAAAAUGAUUUUGUUUCCCAUUUUCUCCUUGUUUCUCCGAAAAGCAAAGGGUAUAGAGCCAAAAAACUAUUGCAAUUUUUCCUUUUUAUCUUUGUUUGGACCACUAAUUUGCUCCUAUUUUUUUUUUCACCCGUCACAAUAUGAAAAUAAAUAUCUAUUUUUCAGAGAGAAGAAAAAUUUAAGAAACCAGUGGCAUGUAUUCUCCUAAACUUCUUGUGGAUCAGGAAACUCUCUUCUAUUCAGUUUUGUUCUUCUUUUAUUGCAUGCUCAUCAAUCUUUCUGCCUCUGGCUCAAAUUAAAAUAAAAACAAAUGCACAAAGAAACUCAACAAGGCAAAAAAUACCCAAAAUUGUUUGAUGACUGAACAAAAAGUAGCAAAAGAACAAAAUUUGAGAUAGCUAGAGCUUCAUCCAGUUCCAUUGGUAUCAAAAUGGCAAGAGCAAUUGGGUUCUCAAGCUUUCCAUCUUCUUCAUAUCUUAGUUGGAACUCCAGAGCCACCUCUCCUUCAUUCUCCUGCACACUGUCAAUGCAAAUGGUCAGUAAAUCACUUGUUUCUCGUGCAUGUGUCACCUGUUCAGCUGUACAAGAAUCGUCUAGUCCUACAGCCACUGCUGAAACAAAGGCAACCACUCCUGCUGAAGCAAAACCAUCAGCCGCUGCCGAAACAAAGGCCGCAGCUGCUGGUGGGAAAGAGGAAGUGAAGGCAGCCCCAAAAGCAGCUCCAGCAAGGCCCAAACCCGCAGCAAAGGCUCCUGCCAAACCACUGCCAGAGUUGAUGGUGGAGGAUGUUAUCCCUUCUUUGAAAACAAUACUUGAAGCUCAAGAUGAUCUAUCUGCAAUUGAGCUCUCUUUCCAAGACAACAAGUUGGAAGGUUCAUUCCUGAAGAAGGGCUGUCCCUACUCGUUCUGGGCCUUCUUCCCUAGUGGAGUCCUCACGGGGCCAAAAGGUUUUUCGUUGUCUUCAUAUGGCUCAGGAGCAAGCACAGUCGAGCCCUUCCUCGUUGAUGAGAAGAAAAUUACAGCAAAGCAUUUAGUCUUCUGGGUUGAAAAGCGUUUGGCAGCCCAAGGAAUUAUUCCUGUCUGGAAAGAAUGAUCUGUAGCAUAAAAGCAUGCUAUGUAAUUAUUCAUGCCCGAAAACAAUUGCUCACAUACGAAAAUUUCCAAUUCAUUUAACAUGAAGAUACUACCAAACCGAAUGUAUCAUUUUUGUUAUGUAAUUAAAAUAGAGGAUUCUGUUCGAUGUUAAUCGAGGAGAAUGUUAAGAACACGGGUUA
Molecule: messenger RNA, 1325 nt
Organism: Durio zibethinus
Lineage: Eukaryota; Viridiplantae; Streptophyta; Magnoliopsida; Malvales; Malvaceae
Source: RefSeq, a predicted model, not a curated record